Magnolia sinica is the source of this 1134-nucleotide messenger RNA. Its product is annotated as single-stranded DNA-binding protein, mitochondrial. Gene Ontology annotation, biological process: positive regulation of helicase activity; mitochondrial DNA replication. Gene Ontology annotation, cellular component: mitochondrial nucleoid. NCBI's taxonomy places the organism in Eukaryota, Viridiplantae, Streptophyta, Magnoliopsida, Magnoliales, Magnoliaceae. Bases 44 to 688 code for a protein of 214 amino acids. The transcript is spliced from 4 exons. The record is from RefSeq and is a predicted model, not a curated record. Gene Ontology annotation, molecular function: single-stranded DNA binding.
GUUUAAGCCCGAGGCAGAAACAUACUUCAAAUCUCUCUCUCCAAUGGCUUCUUCCUCCCUCUCCAUAAGACGCCUUCUCUCUCCUCGCUCCGUUUUUUCCUUCCCAAAAUACCCUUCCCGUUACCCUCUCUCUCCUCUCUGCACAAAACCCGACACCGAAGUGUCGGACAAUCCGAUACCCGACAUGCCCGAUACACCCGACACUCACCCGGCGACCCUCCAACGACCCCUCUCCUUCCAAAGACCCCUCGAAAACAACUUGGACCCAGGGGUAUACAGGGCGAUUUUGGUGGGUCAGGUGGGCCAGGCCCCGGUGCAGAAGCGGCUAAAGAGCGGACGUACGGUGACACUUUUCUCGGUUGGGACGGGCGGGAUCCGGAACAACCGCCGGCCGUUGGAUAACGAGGAGCCCAGGGAGUAUGCCAAUCGGUGCGCCGUGCAGUGGCACCGGAUCACCAUCUAUCCAGAGAGACUGGGUGGGGUCGCGCUGAAUCACGUGAAGCCCGGGUCUAUUUUAUAUUUGGAAGGAAAUUUGGAGACCAAAAUCUUCAGCGAUCCAGUGACGGGCCUUGUUAGGCGUAUAAGAGAAAUUGCUAUACGUCGAGAUGGUCGCCUUGUAUUUCUUGGGAACGAGACCAGCGGUGGGCAGCCAGCUGAAAAGGACUUGAAAGGUGUAGGCUAUUAUUGAAGCCCGAGCCCGACGAAGUCUUGGACAAAGCAUCAAGACAGCAAUUAAAAGAGGGUGGCUUGAAUCGUAAUCGACAUGUAAGUGAAAUGUCAACAUAUCAUUGAUACCCAAAUCAUUCUCCUACCAAAUUUCAUCUUCAAUCACGUGGAUGCGUAUGUAUACCAGUAGAGCUGGAUGUUGCCAUACCAGUAGAGCUGGUGUUUGGCAACAUCCUGAAAACGUUGCUGAAAACUGAUACCUAGUGCAUGAAUGGUGGAGAUUUUCUCUGACAUUCCUUCACUAUGCACAAUCUGUUGUUCUUCACAGACUUCUUGUAAAAUUAGAUCAGUCCAACCUUUUCUUUUGUUUUAUUUCCCAUUUUUCUAGGACAGCUAUUCCAACUUCUUGUUUUUUUCAAUGGCAACUUUUUAAGCUUUGCAAACAGAACGGGCUUACAAUUCAGUUGA